Messenger RNA from Aureobasidium pullulans EXF-150, 1064 nucleotides. Its product is annotated as protein-L-isoaspartate O-methyltransferas-like protein. Gene Ontology annotation, cellular component: cytoplasm. Bases 167 to 847 code for a protein of 226 amino acids. NCBI's taxonomy places the organism in Eukaryota, Fungi, Ascomycota, Dothideomycetes, Dothideales, Saccotheciaceae. Gene Ontology annotation, biological process: protein modification process. Gene Ontology annotation, molecular function: protein-L-isoaspartate (D-aspartate) O-methyltransferase activity. The record is from RefSeq and is a predicted model, not a curated record. The transcript has 3 exons.
CGGAGUUCUACUGGCACAUCGAACACAUCGUACUCUGGAACAUUUCGACCUAGGAAUUUUCGCCAACGUGUCUUUCAUCAAGUUUCCGAAGAGAAUUCCAUCAGGUUCCAGCUCUCUACGCACUGGACAGACUGCCACCGCGUUGCAAGCUCGCCGCCAGCUUACAAUGGCCUGGCGUAGUCACGGCUCGUCCAACAAUGGUCUCGUCGAUUGUCUUGCCGACAACGGUCUCAUCAAAACAGAUCGUGUAAAACAAGCCAUGAAGAGUGUCGACCGAGCACAUUACGCUCCAGCAGCGCCAUACAGAGAUAGUCCCCAAUCGAUAGGCCAUGCAGCCACGAUAUCUGCACCCCACAUGCACGCGAACGCCUGCGAAUCUGUACUUGAUUUCUUGCAACCCGGGGCCAAGGUGCUGGAUGUUGGCUCGGGAUCUGGAUACCUUACUCACGUCUUGGCCGAACUAGUGAAGCCUGGUGGCACAGUAGUUGGAGUCGAACACAUCCAACCGCUUGUGGACCUUGCUAAGAAGAACACCGAUAAGAGUUCUGAAGGUCGCCAACUACUUGCCAAUGGAAGUAUCACCUAUGUGAAGGCCGAUGGUAGAAAGGGUUGGACAGGCAAAGGCGGCGAAAAAGGUUACGAUGUCAUCCAUGUGGGUGCUGCUGCGGUCGGUUUCCAUCAAGAUCUCAUUGACCAGCUCAAACGUCCUGGAAGGCUUUUCAUGCCCGUUGGCGAGCGCGGUGAACAGUUCAUCUACAUUGUUGACAAGAAGGAAGACGGCUCUGUCGAGAAAAAGAAGCUCUACGGCGUAUCAUAUGUGCCUCUGACAGACGCACCCCAAGAGUAAAGCACAAGUGCUAUGCACAGCGGUCAAACAUCAUCAACGAUCUCGAUGGCUGUGGUUAUGCCAGGGUCGCGAAAAUCAUGAAUUGCUCUACGAAUUAUUCUAACGCUAGGUUCUCCCGCUUUCACGAUUUGACCAACCUCACUCUCUCGUUCUCGUCUCCAAUCAGUUGACCUUUCAUCUCUUUUGCCUUGUCUCUGAUCUCGUCUAGCGUCUCCAU